Molecule: messenger RNA, 2141 nt
Organism: Daktulosphaira vitifoliae (grape phylloxera)
Lineage: Eukaryota; Metazoa; Arthropoda; Insecta; Hemiptera; Phylloxeridae
Product: lysosomal acid glucosylceramidase-like
Exons: 10
Coding region: 350-1915 (521 amino acids)
Biological process (GO): glucosylceramide catabolic process
Molecular function (GO): glucosylceramidase activity
Source: RefSeq, a predicted model, not a curated record
UUUACUUCUCUACACUACUCUACUCUUAUAGGAAGUAUGCCAAGUCAAAAUUUAAUAUGAACAAAUCACUAAUAAUUUUAAACAUAUUAGACGAUGAAAAUUCAUCGCAUCAUUUAAAAAUAUAUAUCGAUUAAAAAAAAAACCGUGUAAUACAGUUCAUAUUUUAUCAAUUUCAUCCAAUUAUUUUUAAAUAAAAAUUUAAGAAGGUAUAAAAUUUAUUUAUAUUUUGACAUCCAACAGAGUGUCAAGAUACUAAAGAAACCUGCAGUCUGGUCGAAAUUUUUACUUUUUGUAUUUUGUUGUGCAUUUAUUUCCAGUUUUUAGGUUUUUUUAUUUUGUAAUUAUAAUUAUGCGAAAUUUUUUCUUUUGGUUUAUAAGACUAGAAAAAGCAUUGCUGAUAUUUUUUUUGCUUUGUGUUUCUUUGGCAGCGAGUGAUCUAAAUGCAAGUCAAUGCUAUCAAAAACAGUUUUCUUAUGGAAUUGUGUGUGUUUGCAAUUCCACUCAUUGUGAUUUUACACCUCAACCAAAAAAAUUACCUAAUGGGAAAUAUAUCCUUUAUACAUCAUCAAAUGAAGGUAGUCGAUUUACCAAAAGUAAUGGCUCGUUUGUGCCAUUUAUUGAUUCACAGUGGACUAGCAAUGAAAUAAAUGUAGAUGAGAACACAAGUUAUCAAACUAUCGAAGGGUUUGGUGCAGCUUUCACAGAUUCUGCAGGGCUAAAUAUAAAAUCGUUAAGCAAUAAAACCCAAGAGAACUUAUUGAGGUCAUACUUUGGUGAUGAUGGUAUUAAAUACAAUAUUGGUAGGGUACCAAUUGGAGGAAGUGAUUUUUCUACCAGAGCAUACACAUAUGCUGACGAAAAAGGAUCCUCAGAUUUAGCAAAUUUUAGUCUACAAACUGAAGACCUAGAGUUUAAGAUACCUUUUAUAAGAAUUGCUCAGUCAAAGACAUCUGAAGAAUUGAAACUUAUUGCAUCAUCAUGGUCUGCUCCAAUUUGGAUGAAAACAAACAAUGCUAUUUCUGGUAUUGGUUUUCUUAAAACAAAAUAUAUGGAGUUAUGGGCUAAAUAUCAUUUAAAAUUUUUAGAUGCUUAUAAAAAUUUUAAUAUUACAUUUUGGGCUUUAACUACUGGAAAUGAGCCAUUAAAUGGUAUUAUACCCUUAAAUCGUUUUAACUCAAUGGGUUGGACACCACAAUCGCAUCGAGAUUGGAUUGGUCAAUACAUGGGACCUAUAUUAAAGUCUUCUGAGUAUAAUAAAACAUUGCUCUUUGCAAUAGAUGAUCAAAGAAUUGUACUUCCUUGGUGGAUGAAAAUGUUGAUGAGUGAUAAAGAAGCAGCAAAGUACAUAGAUGGUGUUGCAGUUCACUGGUACUUAGAUUUUAUUGUUCCAGUUAAUGUUUUGAGUGAAGUUCAUGAUAGUUUUAGUAAUAUUUUAAUCCUUAAUACAGAAGCAUCACAAGGUGAUAGACCUUGGGAUUUUGUUAAAGUACAGUUGGGCAGUUGGAAUAGAGCAGAAAAAUAUGCAGAUAACAUAAUUGAUGAUUUAAAUCAUUGGGUUCAAGGGUGGUUAGAAUGGAAUUUGGCCUUAGAUACAACAGGUGGGCCAAAUUGGGCAUCUAACUACGUUGAUGCACCAAUUAUUGUAAAUAAAAAUAAAGAUGAAUUCUAUAAACAGCCCAUGUACUAUACAAUUGGUCAUUUUUCUAAGUUUAUUACUAGAGGUUCAGUACGAAUUAAGUUAUCAUUAUCAUCAGCUAUAAAAUCUGUUGGAUUUAAGAGGCCAGAUGGUGCAAUUGUAAUAGUUUUAUAUAACAGACGAAGUAAGAAUAUCAAUGUUUUGAUAAAAGACUCAAAACGGGGAAACAUUGGCUUGAGUUUACAAAAACAAUCUAUUAACACCUUAAUUUAUUGGUGAGAAGGACUGACUAAAUUAUUGACUUGGAUUAGACAAUUAAAUAUAUUGUAUACAUACAUACAAACUUGAUACUAUUAUUAAAAUCUGAGUAAUAAUAUUCAAUAUUUAUAAAUGUUGAAAUAUUUUAGUACGAUAAUUAACCAUGAGUAAAAUAAAAUAUCUUUUAAUAAAGGUGAAAAUGUUGUUUGUUUCACUAUGAUUAUCUCCCUUUAUUUUUGAAAAAAUG